Messenger RNA from Sarcophilus harrisii (Tasmanian devil), 4181 nucleotides. It is a transcript of the gene EPHA5, whose product is annotated as EPH receptor A5. NCBI's taxonomy places the organism in Eukaryota, Metazoa, Chordata, Mammalia, Dasyuromorphia, Dasyuridae. Gene Ontology annotation, cellular component: neuron projection; plasma membrane. The transcript has 18 exons. Gene Ontology annotation, molecular function: ATP binding; transmembrane-ephrin receptor activity; protein binding. Gene Ontology annotation, biological process: cell surface receptor protein tyrosine kinase signaling pathway; axon guidance; protein phosphorylation. The coding region runs from base 347 to 3496 and encodes 1049 amino acids. The record is from RefSeq and is a predicted model, not a curated record.
UUUUUUUUUUUUUUAAUUCCAAAAGUGCAAGACAAGGAAGAGAGAGAAGCCGGAAUCUGAUCGGCAGCCUUAAGUGCAAGUCUAGUACCAUAACAGUAACUGUUAUUGCUCUUUUUUUAUGACUUAUUUCCUCUAAGAGGGAGGGAGGAACAAAAAAACUUCAGCUAUCUCCUUUGGUCAGUGAUUAUAUUAUUGCUUUGGAGGAAGUGAAAACCCCCUAAGAGAAAGAGACCGAGAAAGAAAAGGAGAAAGAGAGCCUGCGUUUCCCUUGGUCUUCGCAGCAGCAGCAGCGGCAAAAGGACAGACCGAGCAGCGCGCGGGAGCAGCUGCGGAGAUCGGCCAGAGGAUGAGGGACUCCGAGCCCCGGGCUGCGGGGCGGCGGCGGCGACGUCUCCCCAGCGGCUGCGGUGCCGCUGGCCACCGCAGUGGGACUUGCGACUCCUCUUUGGCCACCGUGUCUUUGGCCGGGUGCUGCUCCGCUCCCCGGCGAGCCCCGCUUUGGACUUGUCUCCUACUGUGCGCGGCACUCCGGACCCUCCUCGCCAGCCCGAGCAAUGAAGUGAAUUUACUAGACUCACGCACAGUAAUGGGGGAUCUGGGAUGGAUUGCUUACCCAAAAAAUGGGUGGGAAGAGAUUGGAGAAGUGGAUGAGAAUUAUGCCCCAAUUCACACUUAUCAAGUAUGCAAAGUUAUGGAACAGAGUCAGAAUAACUGGCUUCUGACCAGUUGGAUCUCCAAUGAAGGUGCUUCCAGAAUAUUCAUAGAACUCAAAUUUACUCUGAGGGACUGUAAUAGCCUUCCAGGAGGACUUGGGACAUGCAAGGAGACUUUUAAUAUGUAUUAUUUUGAAUCAGAUGAUGAAGAUGGGCGGAAUAUCAAAGAAAACCAAUAUAUCAAAAUAGACACAAUCGCUGCAGAUGAAAGUUUUACUGAACUGGACCUUGGCGACCGAGUCAUGAAACUUAAUACAGAAGUCAGAGAUGUUGGGCCUCUGACUAAAAAGGGAUUUUAUCUUGCUUUUCAAGAUGUGGGUGCUUGCAUUGCUCUGGUAUCAGUGCGUGUGUACUACAAAAAGUGUCCUUCUGUGGUUCGAAACUUGGCACUCUUUCCAGAUACAAUAACUGGAGCAGAUUCUUCUCAAUUGCUAGAAGUAUCAGGCUCCUGUGUCAACCACUCUGUGACUGAUGAGCCACCCAAGAUGCAUUGCAGUGCUGAAGGAGAAUGGUUGGUUCCAAUUGGGAAAUGCAUGUGCAAAGCAGGAUAUGAAGAGAAAAACGGCACCUGUCAAGUGUGCAAACCUGGAUUCUUCAAAGCCUCACCUCAGAGCCAGAGCUGCAGCAAGUGUCCACCUCACAGUUAUACCCAUGAAGAAGCUUCGACCUCUUGUCUCUGUGAAAAGGACUAUUUCAGAAGGGAAUCUGACCCACCUACAAUGGCAUGUACAAGACCCCCCUCAGCUCCUCGGAAUGCCAUCUCAAAUGUUAACGAAACUAGUGUCUUUCUGGAAUGGAUUCCUCCUGCUGACACUGGUGGAAGGAAAGAUGUGUCAUAUUAUAUUGCAUGCAAGAAGUGCAACUCCCAUGCAGGUGUGUGUGAGGAGUGUGGCGGUCAUGUCAGGUACCUCCCCCGUCAAAUCGGCCUGAAAAACACCUCUGUCAUGAUGGUGGAUCUCCUCGCUCACACAAACUAUACCUUUGAGAUUGAGGCAGUGAAUGGCGUAUCCGACUUGAGUCCAGGAGCCCGGCAGUAUGUGUCUGUAAAUGUAACCACAAAUCAAGCAGCACCUUCUCCAGUCACUAAUGUGAAAAAAGGAAAAAUUGCAAAAAAUAGCAUCUCUUUGUCUUGGCAAGAGCCAGAUCGUCCCAAUGGAAUUAUCCUGGAGUAUGAAAUCAAAUAUUUUGAAAAGGAUCAAGAGACCAGCUACACAAUUAUCAAAUCUAAAGAGACAGCAAUUACCGCAGAUGGUCUGAAACCAGCUUCAGUAUAUGUCUUCCAAAUCAGAGCGCGCACAGCAGCAGGCUAUGGUGUCUUCAGUCGAAAAUUUGAGUUUGAAACCAUCCCAGUGUCAGUUGCAGCCUCUAGUGAUCAAAGCCAAAUUCCUAUAAUUGCUGUAUCUGUUACUGUGGGAGUCAUUUUGCUGGCGGUGGUUAUUGGUUUCCUCCUCAGUGGAAGUUGCUGUGAAUGUGGCUGUGACAGGGCUUCUUCCCUGUGCGCUGUUGCCCAUCCAAGCUUAAUAUGGAGGUGUGGCUACAGUAAAGCAAAACAAGACCCAGAAGAGGAAAAAAUGCAUUUUCAUAAUGGGCACAUUAAACUGCCAGGAGUAAGAACUUAUAUUGAUCCACAUACCUAUGAGGACCCUAAUCAAGCUGUUCAUGAAUUUGCCAAGGAAAUAGAAGCUUCCUGCAUUACCAUUGAAAGAGUUAUUGGGGCAGGAGAAUUCGGUGAAGUCUGCAGUGGACGUCUAAAAUUACCAGGAAAAAGAGAAUUUCCUGUGGCUAUCAAAACCCUUAAAGUGGGUUAUACUGAGAAACAAAGGAGAGAUUUCCUUGGGGAAGCAAGUAUCAUGGGGCAGUUUGAUCACCCCAAUAUCAUCCAUUUGGAAGGCGUUGUGACAAAAAGUAAGCCAGUAAUGAUAGUGACAGAGUAUAUGGAGAAUGGCUCUUUAGAUACAUUUUUAAAGAAAAACGAUGGACAAUUUACAGUAAUUCAGCUAGUAGGAAUGCUGAGGGGCAUUGCCUCUGGAAUGAAGUACCUUUCAGACAUGGGUUAUGUUCAUAGGGAUCUUGCAGCCAGAAACAUCUUAAUCAACAGUAACCUGGUAUGCAAAGUGUCUGAUUUUGGACUUUCCAGGGUACUAGAAGAUGACGCUGAAGCAGCAUACACUACACGUGGAGGAAAAAUCCCAAUCAGAUGGACUGCACCUGAAGCUAUUGCUUUCCGCAAGUUCACCUCUGCCAGUGAUGUCUGGAGUUAUGGAAUUGUGAUGUGGGAAGUGGUUUCUUAUGGAGAGAGACCAUAUUGGGAAAUGACCAAUCAGGAUGUAAUCAAAGCUGUUGAGGAAGGAUACCGUCUGCCAAGUCCCAUGGACUGCCCUGCUGCUCUGUACCAGUUAAUGCUGGAUUGCUGGCAGAAAGACAGAAACAGCAGACCCAAGUUUGAUGAAAUUGUCAGCAUGUUGGACAAGCUCAUCCGUAACCCAAGCAGCUUGAAGACACUGGUUAAUGCAUCAAGCAGAGUGUCAAACUUAUUGGCAGAACAUGGUCCUCUGGGAACUGGGGCCUACAGAUCAGUAGGUGAAUGGCUGGAAGCCAUCAAAAUGGGACGGUAUACAGAGAUUUUCAUGGAAAAUGGAUACAGUUCAAUGGAUGCUGUGGCUCAGGUGACCUUGGAGGAUUUGAGACGACUGGGAGUGACUCUUGUCGGUCACCAGAAGAAGAUAAUGAACAGCCUUCAAGAAAUGAAGGUCCAGCUGGUAAAUGGGAUGGUGCCAUUAUAACUCUGUUUUGACGUCACUUCCUCAAGUGAUAAAUUCUGCACUUUGUAAACUAGCCAUGAGAUUGAUUUUGAUGCAAAGAAACAGGAAAAAAAAAAAAAAAAAAAAACAUUGAUUCCACAAAAUUUGUAACCAGUAUUUGAUGAAAAUCUUUUUUGCUUUCUUCUGUCUUCAUUUUUCAUGAAGUAAAAAAAAAAAAAAAAAAAAUACAACAUGCAUGAAACAAAGAAGUGGAAAUAUGUUUAGGUUAACCAUUUUCUUAUGCUUCUGCAAAAACAAAAUCCUUCCCACAACACUUUGUACAUGGAAUAUGAAUAUAUAUGAAGCACCUUUAUAUCCUGAAUAAUGGCAGCACAUGUUAAUACUUCCAAUGACUUACUUGAAUGGAAAUGGUUUUGUGGCCAUUUGUGGGCCAACAAAAAAGCUGCAGUUUACUGAAGUUUACUUCGAGUCUUAAUUGUCUACAAAAGUGUAUUGAAGAGCAAUAUGAUUAGAUUUUUUUCUUGAUAGAUAUCUCAUUUUAUAAAUUUAAAAUGCUGUUACACAGCAUUAAGUUAUAGAGACUAGUGUAUAAACAUAUUGCUUGAUUAAUGCAAAUACAAUACAGGGUGUAUAUUUAUUUUUCUGUGUUAUAAAAUUGAGUUUAGUUUGCUCUUCUGGAGAUUAUUAAUAAAAUGCCUGUAUAUUA